AAUUUAACUGGUUGGAAUUUACUUUCUACCACGGAGCAAAAUAAUUUUAUCAUUAGAAUUAACACUGAUAUACCGGGUAAUUUUGACAAAAUAAUUGAUGAUGCUAAAAAUGCUAUUGCUGGCAAAAGUGAAAAUUACUUAAAUGCAAUUUACCGGACAGCAGCCCGACGGCGAAUUUCAAAAAAACUGAAUGAGGAAGGCCUUACAUUCACAGAUAUGGAUUUAAAAACUCAUUUUAAAAAGUUUAACGGUAAAGCGGCUAUUGAAGCCGAGAGAGACCGAUUGUUGAAAUUAAUUGAAGAUGCAGAACUGGUUAAAAAAAUAAUUAGGCCUAAUUUACAAGAAAAUAAAAUAGUGAUUAUUGACCGCUACCUCGAUAGUACUUUUGUUUACCAAGGUUUAGAAGGAAACAUAAGCAUUGAUGACAUUCAAAAAAUAGCCCAAAAAACUGUUAGUUUACCGUUGCCAGACCUUACUUUUAUUUUAGAUAUUGAACCCUCAAAAGCCCAACAAAGAUUAAACAAAAGAAGAACCGAAACCGGCGAGAUUCAUAUCAUUGACGCUAGCAAAAACGAAGAUGAAGUGGUCGAAGAAGUUUGCGAAAUAAUUAAGCAAGUGCAUCGACCAGCAGAUAAUUUACCGGAAUUUGCUCGGGUAAUUAUUCAUAAUGAAAAAGGAGAAAUAUUGCUGGUAAAAGAUAAAAAAUGA
Molecule: messenger RNA, 708 nt
Organism: Racocetra persica
Lineage: Eukaryota; Fungi; Glomeromycota; Glomeromycetes; Diversisporales; Gigasporaceae
Source: the annotation of a GenBank genome assembly